Molecule: messenger RNA, 1242 nt
Organism: Triticum aestivum (bread wheat)
Lineage: Eukaryota; Viridiplantae; Streptophyta; Magnoliopsida; Poales; Poaceae
Product: OVARIAN TUMOR DOMAIN-containing deubiquitinating enzyme 1
Exons: 11
Coding region: 246-1100 (284 amino acids)
Biological process (GO): protein K48-linked deubiquitination
Cellular component (GO): nucleus
Molecular function (GO): cysteine-type deubiquitinase activity; ubiquitin binding
Source: RefSeq, a predicted model, not a curated record
GACCUCUACUCCGCGCCCGCCUCCCCUCUCAGCACUCGCCCGUCCGGUCAGCCCCCGGGGACUUCGGUCGUCGCCAACGAGGGCUCCGCCUCGUCCUCCGCCUGGCUAUCUGAUGACGACGACGAGCCCACAGACAGCUGGAUCGGCAGCGACCGUACGUGCGGCGGCGCCUCGACCUCCAGCUCUCUGGACGCCUCCAACUACAGGGAUCUCUACAGGGAUCCACCCUCUGAGACUCUGAGUGGAUGUAUAAUCAGAUUCUGGAAGCUCCUUUUUGGAGUCACGAGGCAUCUGAUGCUGUGAGGGCUUCUUGGAGAGACGAGUACGAAGCUUGUGAUGAUUUUUCUAUGGUUUUGCAGACAUCACAAAAUGGCUGCAGAAAAAUUCUUCAAAAGGAACCUUUAUCAUCUCUACCGCAUGAGUUUGAAAACGAAAUUAUGAAAGAUAAGGCCAAAAAGCUUUUGGCUAAUUACUCUGAAUAUCGGAAGGUACCUGGAGAUGGGAGUUGCUUUUACAGAUCGUUCAUAUACUCAUACCUGGAGCAGCUUGUGAAAGUAUCUCAUGAGGAGGAGCUACGUUUACUUGGUGCACUUGAACCAAUGUGGGAGAAAUUCCAAAGGCUUCAUUUGCCUGGUUCAUAUUCAGAUCUUCAUGAUGCUUUUGUGGGCUUUAUACUGGAAUGCAUGGAACAAAAACAAAAACUGUCAGUAAGUGGCUAUCAAGAGUGGCUUUUCCAGGAGAGUCAAAAUGAGCAGAAGUUUGCGAACAUACUUUUGUAUCUUCGACUUGUGACAGCUAUUGAGAUAUGCACUGAGGUUGAAACUUUUAAGUCAUACAUAACCGAACUUGGUCAAGGAAUGCCUGAUGCAAUAGGGUACUGCCUGGAGGAGGUUCUCCCAGUGGAGGAAGAUGCACAACAAGUGAAUCUCACUGCGCUCACCAAUGUCCUACAGGUGCCACUUCGAGUUGUUAACAUUGACGUUUCACCGAUUGAGGAGCCUAACAUCCACAUCAUCUACGAGUCACCAGAUUCCUCGGUUCCUACUGUGACACUACUGUAUAGACCAGGGCAUUAUGAUAUCAUCUACGAGAAGUCAUAGCUGUAGACUGUAGUAACAGAUAUCAUAUGACAUGUCACGGGAGAGUUGCUGGCCGCGUUGCGAUAUACUGUACUCUUGUUGUGUACAUCAGCUGCACAUAUGCACUAUUACUGUUUUCCUUCCUUAUAUAUGUGGGGUGAAG